Molecule: messenger RNA, 2028 nt
Organism: Fusarium oxysporum Fo47
Lineage: Eukaryota; Fungi; Ascomycota; Sordariomycetes; Hypocreales; Nectriaceae
Exons: 5
Coding region: 1-2028 (675 amino acids)
Source: RefSeq, a predicted model, not a curated record
AUGUCGGGACUUGAGACUGCUGUCGCUGCCAUGAAUGUGGCCGAGAUGACCCUUAAGGUCUUAAAAGUCGGAAUCCUCUUUCAAGUCGACAAAUUCGCAUUUUUGCACGGGAGGAACCUUUUUUCCCAGUUGCCUGAAGAAACUUGCAAGAUUAUUCGCCAGCUCUUCCUCGAACUGCUUCAGGUGCUCUAUGUCCACUUCGCCAUAGAGCAGCAGUACGUUGAAACCGCCGAAGAGAGUCCAACAAAGGUGAAAAAGGAAGGGAGCACGCAUCUCGGCCUGACCUCCGACGAGGAAAGACUGGUCUUCGCCAACUUCAACAUCGACAAUCAUGGUCUGCCAGCGUCUCAUCGCCCUUCGUCAUUGCUGUCCCUGUCGUCCUGGCGCUGGGCAUUACAUGGGAAGAAGAGAGCAGCUAGGGUCAACAGUGAGUUCGAAGACUGGCUCAAACGCACGAGGGAGACAUUGGAGGACUUUUGGUGGCCAUUACCAUUCCUGAACAAUAUUCCCAACCUGGACGCCCUGACGUCCGAUGCAGAUGCGAGAGAAAUGGGCACGGCCCAAACCGCUGCCCUAAGAAAACUUCUUCUCAGCGAUACCACCUCAGCAGAAGACCCAGUAACCGACUGGAGUGCCGUCAAAGACAUCACCGCCGUUGCGGGAAAGGCAGUGGGGACACUAUACGGCCAGACAGUCCUCGUGGAGACGCUGAACUUCCCCCUGGACGAGGACGGCCAGUUUACCGAGCUCCUUCACAAAAGAUUCUCGAAAAUCGUUCAGCUUCUCAAAGCGCAACAGGAUCCCGAUUUCCGCGUUCUGCAAGGGCUCAAGUACGCGAGCAAGAUCGGCGAAUCGAAAGGCGAGCUAAGGCUCAUCUCACACUUUCCCGUCGCCUCUCCGCUCCACGUGAAGACCCUGCGACAACUCUAUCGAGACGUUGCCUUGGCGCAACGACCGUCCUUGGGCCUCCGGUUCAAAUUGUGCAGCCAGCUUGCGGAGUCCGUCUAUCUCCUCCACUCGGUGGAUUGGGUGCAUCACGCCCUACGGAGCGAUAAUGUGUUGGUGCUCUUACCAUCUCAUACUCCCAGCCGGGAAAUUCUCCAGGCGUCGGAACUUCGUAUCUGUGGGUUUGAGGCUGCGCGGCCCGAGUCUGACACCUCAAUGGGACCGUACGACAACGCGAUCGCAAGGAACGUGUAUCGACACCCUGAGCGAUGGGGUACCCCACGAGAGAUGUUCCGUCAGAGUCAUGAUAUUUACGGGCUUUGGGAAGCCGCAGAAGAUUUGAUCUCGAGGUUGCGGGAUAGUCAAAGAACACCAAAACACGUCAAAGCACUCCUGCGGAGCCAGGUUGACGAGCGACUGGUGCAUCAGUGUGGCGACAUAUUCGCCACCGCCGUCCGUCGGUGUCUUGAGUGGCACUUCGACGUAGAAGUGCCAUCUUCUGCGUCGGAUCAGCUGCGCAUUCACAGGGGCCUAGCGGAGCAGGUGGUUAACCCACUGCGUUCGCUUAAAGAGGCUGUCCAAGUCACUAUAACGAUUACUAUGACGGCUUCGAACUUGCAAUCUGAACCAUGCAGUGCAAUUUAUCCCUACGUUCUUCUCUCUACAUACCGCCUUCUCGUGUGCCAGGUUUGUAGGUUCGCCUCUGUAGCCGAUGAGGUUGCUACGCAUUUGAGAACACGACAUCGCGAUAUACAGCCAGGGCAUCGACAGGAUCUGGGUGUAUUGACUGCCGGAGCUCAGAUUGGCGUUUCACUGUCUAUGAGCUAUGCUCUGGAUUGUCAUAAAGAGUUAUCCGUUGAGUUGAUGGUGACAGUAGCAUCUCUCAAAUCCCUCAUGGCGUGGAUAUGGACAUGGGUCAUCAACGACUGGAUUGUAAGCAGUGGCAUGCUUAGAGUUUAUAUGACUAUCGCUGCAAUUAAUGUUGCCAUUCACUUGACGACGAUUGGUCUCUACUUGAGAGGCAAGGCAAUUCGCAUUUGGCUAUACGAGAAGGACUUUCUCCGCAGGUUCAAGCUCGACUAA